Messenger RNA from Carassius auratus (goldfish), 1232 nucleotides. RefSeq lists its product as uncharacterized. Gene Ontology annotation, molecular function: RNA binding. The transcript has 4 exons. Lineage: Eukaryota; Metazoa; Chordata; Actinopteri; Cypriniformes; Cyprinidae. The record is from RefSeq and is a predicted model, not a curated record. Gene Ontology annotation, cellular component: nucleoplasm; cytoplasmic stress granule. Bases 139 to 963 code for a protein of 274 amino acids.
AAAACUCAGAAGUAAUGAAGAGAUUCAUGUGAAGAGGUCAGGAAAGGCAGCAAAAAAAGAAGUGACCAGAAUCUUGAAACGAGAAAUAUGAAACUUUUUAUUUGUCUAUGAAAGACACACUUUGACAAAGUGGACAGAAUGGACACUGAAGGUACUUGGGAGUCAAGCAAUGCAGCGUGCGAGUCCGACCCCUUGUGUGAUCCUGCCGUCCUAGUGUCACCCUCUAAACCUGAACCACAGAUCCGAAACCGUCGCCUCUCCCCCGGCUCUGGCAGCUGCGGUGGGGGAGGAGGGGGCUGUUCCUCUGGGAUGGAUAAACGUCAAGCCUCACCAGGUAGCCUUGAAGGUUCUCUGAAUGGGGUGGGUCACACCCAGACCUUUACGCACAGAGAGCGUCGUGUCCCAAAUAAAUCAAGAAGCUUUCGGCGUGACGGCCCAAGACCAGGGCCACGUUCGGACGAGAGACACUCCAGAAUUGGUCAGAAAGAACGUUGGGUAGACAACAGCCUUUCUUUGCUCAAACCUCCACCUGCUUUCCCAGUGAAGGACAGUCCCGCCAAACUGCAGCCAGCCAUCAGCUAUGCCUCCAAGGUGAAGGCAGGGGGAGGUUCUGUUGGGGCGGCCGAAGAACCCCCUGGUAUCGGGGUUUUGCUGCAGAACCAGUGGGGACUCAGCUUUAUCAGCGAUGGGCCGGAGGCAGAUGUUCCCCAGGAGGAAUCUCCAGAUCUCCACCCACUUGCUGCUGGAGAGGUUACUGUAAAACCAGCCCAUGUCUCUUCAGAGUCUCUGCCUGGUCAGGUCACGAGAGGCUCCGAGAGUUCAGAGGAGCUGCUGCUUAGCUGUCGCCACCUGGAGGAAGCAUUGGAGUAUCACACACAAGAAUGGAAAGCAAUAUUAUGGAGACAAAAACAAGACCCUGCAAAGGUUGUUUGGUACAAGAAUGCCCUGGAGUCACCUGCCUAGCACACACUACCACAUCUCCACAAUCACACACACACACUCGAAACACACCCUGCUCUCAGGUUCUCAUCCCCUCAAUGUUUCUGCUGAGACACUUUAGGACUAGUUCCCCUAUGAAGAUAAUGUCUUGGACUUCUCGGUUGCCUUACAACAGAGUCUGCCUCAGGCGCAGAGUCCCUCUGCAUACCUCUGUCAUUUUAAUGGUGGAGAAUUGUUUCUUUUAAGAAAAAAAAAACUGCAGUUUUACAGUUAAUAAAUCCCUUUUAUUCCUC